AUGUCGCAUUCAGAGCACUCACUCUCUGUCAGAAGAAUGACCUCGCCAGAGUCCUCGGUCAACUCGGACAGCGACUGCACAGAAAACAUCGACGUUACUGAUGACGAAAUCACCGGCUCCUAUGAUGCUGGGAACUUUACCAACAGAACUUCCACCAACGACGCUGAAAUGAGAUCGAUAUCAAGAACAGGAACCAAGGAUGGAUGCUCGAGACUACAUGAUAUUUAUUCAAGCACUCAUCCUCAGCUUCGACUGGGUCAUCAUGGAUUCUCUGGCGGAGAAAUCAGAGAGCUGAGAUCAAAGAUAAACAGCAGAGAGCGUAGAAGAAUGCACGACCUCAACUCUGCCAUGGACUCUCUUAGAGACAGCAUGCCUUAUGCCAAAGGUCCUUCAGUAAGAAAGCUCAGCAAAAUUGCCACUCUGACUUUGGCGAAGAAUUAUAUCCAAAUGCUGAACAAAUCUGUGGAAGAAAUGAAACAAUUGUUGGACAAUAUCUAUAAGUCUGGAGCAGCAUCGCAGUACCUCCCACAAUUUAUCGCCCACCAGCAACAUUUCGGCACACCAAAUCCACAACCAUUGCCCGUGCCAUCACAUUUCACCCUUCCCAUAACCCAACAAACUAACUUAUCUUCUUCCUUGCACUCUUCAUGUUUGCCGGGGCAUCUUCCAACACCAAACUAUCACCUGCCGUCUCUGCCAAAUCCUUGCAGUCUGCCUAGCGUUUACAGCCUGCACUACGGAAGCAAACAUCUAACUUCCGCUAACACUGGCAGCAUCGUAUCUCCAGCGAGACAUUUUGUGAGGUCUAACAAUGUAUUCCCGCCCAUUCCUUGUACGUGUUCGGAUAUCCACGCAUGCACGUCAACUUUGAUUCCGCGGACGGUAUCAGAAAGUCUGGGGUCAACCCAAGCUGGCAUCAUGCGUGGCAGUAAUCACUGA
Molecule: messenger RNA, 939 nt
Organism: Candidula unifasciata
Lineage: Eukaryota; Metazoa; Mollusca; Gastropoda; Stylommatophora; Geomitridae
Source: the annotation of a GenBank genome assembly